Molecule: messenger RNA, 1525 nt
Organism: Rhopilema esculentum
Lineage: Eukaryota; Metazoa; Cnidaria; Scyphozoa; Rhizostomeae; Rhizostomatidae
Product: bile acid-CoA:amino acid N-acyltransferase-like
Biological process (GO): fatty acid metabolic process; acyl-CoA metabolic process
Molecular function (GO): fatty acyl-CoA hydrolase activity
Source: RefSeq, a predicted model, not a curated record
UACUGCCUUUAAAGGUCAAAUGCUGUUGUUGUUGCUGUUGCUGUUGCUGUUGCUGGUGCCGAUACCUUAUUGACCCUACAGCAUUGACCACAGUCUAGAACGUAUUCCAAGCUUUUAUGUUGCAAAUUUUAUAGGUGAACAACUGUGGUGAUUUGACAUAAUAAUGCACUAAGACUUACGGCAAGUGAUGGGUAAUUCCUUACGUAGGGUUGAUAAAUUGAAAGUAAGAAUGUUAUCGACAAUAAUUGCACCGAAAUGUCCAGUGCUCGUGGAUCAAAGGAUUCAGAUGAAAGUGAAAAAUUUGAGCCCAUUUCAAAGUGUAACCUUGCGAGUUGAGCUCAAUUCUGACAAAUCGGAGCUUUUUGAAUCAUAUGGACACUACAUCGCAGACAAAGAUGGUGAGCUGAAUUUGUCACGAGAUUCUUCUUUUGGAGGUACCUACAAAGGCAUUGACAACAUGGGUUUAUUUUGGAGCAUGUUAGCAGUACCAGGCCAACGAAAAGGGGUCAGGUUUAUUGCAGAAGAUGUCACUAAACCGAUGGAAUUUAGGGUUUUCUUGUUUGACAGGCACGUUAUGUCUCAAGGGAAUGCAGAUAACCCGAAGCAAGCCGUGGAAAAGCUUCCUGAGCCUCUAGCAAAAACGAAAAUUUUACGAACAUAUCUGGCUGAUCAUGUAGAACGCAAGGAGAUAAGUGUUGGCCGCAUAAGGGGGACAUUGUUUGUUCCAAAAGGAAGCAGAAAAUUACCAGGUGUCAUUGACAUGUUUGGUGGUCAUGGAGGUCUGAUUGAGUUUAGGGCCGCCAUUUUGGCAUCUAAUGGAUUUGUCACAUUUGCAUUGGCCUAUUUUGGAUACAAAGAUCUGCCUAAAAGCCCAAACAACUUUGAUUUGGAGUAUUUCAUCGAGGCUGUUAAAUGGUUUGCAAGUCAUGAAAGGGUUUAUUCAUCUGGCAUUGGAUAUAUAGGUGUUUCAGUUGGUGGCCAGAUUGCUUUGAAUGUUGGUGCAGAAUGUUCCUUGGUGAGGGCUGUUGUUGGUAUUUCUACGGCUGACAUUAUGAUAAUUCCACUUAGGUAUAGGGGGGAAAUUAGAGGCCUUGUUAGGGAGAUCAGAGGAGAGCAUUGCCAUAUAAAUGAAAAGAAUGAAGUUGUCUCUGUGGACCUUAACAAACUCGACCCUGUUGAAAUUCGAAACAGCAAGAUUCCAGUUGAGAAAGUCGAAGGGAAGAUCAUGCUGGUCACAGGGGAUGAUGACAUGUGUCCUAAUACGUCUGAUUGUGCAAGAAAAAUGCAAAGAAGGCUAAAUGAACAUGGCAGAGAGUCUGCAACUAUCCUUCAUUAUCCAGGCACGGGGCAUUUAAUCGAAGUUCCUUUUAUGCCUAUGUGUCGUAUUACUUAUUUUCCAAGUUAUAAACUUCAUUGUUUGUGGGGAGGGAGUGUAAUUGAGCAUUCUGCAGCACAGGAGCAUGCAUGGAAAGCUAUAAAAAGAUUUCUCUUGGAAAAUGUUGAAGAUGUAUCUAGUAAAUUAUGA